Molecule: messenger RNA, 320 nt
Organism: Gracilinanus agilis (Agile Gracile Mouse Opossum)
Lineage: Eukaryota; Metazoa; Chordata; Mammalia; Didelphimorphia; Didelphidae
Product: histone-lysine N-methyltransferase MECOM-like
Exons: 2
Source: RefSeq, a predicted model, not a curated record
AUAUUUUAUAGAGUAGUCGCAGACGUUGAACCUGGAGAAGAGCUCUUACUGUACAUGAAGAGUGAAGACUACUCCCAUGAAACAAUGGCGCCCGAUAUUCAUGAAGAGCGCCAGUACCGCUGUGAGGACUGUGACCAGCUCUUUGAAUCCAAAGCUGAAUUAGUGGACCACCAGAAAUUCCCCUGCAGCACCCCUCACUCCGCGUUCUCCAUGGUGGAAGAAGACUUUCAGCAAAAGCUGGACAGUGAGAGUGACCUCCGCGAAAUGCAGGAGAUUCAAGAAUGUAAAGAGUGUGACCAAGUCUUCCCAGAUUUGCAAAG